Archocentrus centrarchus (flier cichlid) is the source of this 2559-nucleotide messenger RNA. It is a transcript of the gene ccdc92, whose product is annotated as coiled-coil domain containing 92. The coding region runs from base 556 to 1542 and encodes 328 amino acids. The transcript is spliced from 6 exons. The record is from RefSeq and is a predicted model, not a curated record. NCBI's taxonomy places the organism in Eukaryota, Metazoa, Chordata, Actinopteri, Cichliformes, Cichlidae.
UGAUGACGCUGAUCGCCGCAAACGCUGGCACGUCCUUUAGAGCCGCUACUCCCACAUUUAAUGUCGUUUAAAGGUUUCUUACUCUUUUGACUCACCUCCAUGCUAUGGCAUGAGCCAUGUUGAUGCUGGAGUUGGCUGAGGUCGUGUCUUUGCAAGCGGAAAGCUAUCUAAGCUAUUCUAGGAAGGAGCUGGGAUGAGAGAUAUGCUUGCAGCGCAGGGUUUACCGGAAGGGCCGCACAUUACUCAUCAAUAAUAGAUUAUCUCCUCAGCCUUUGUGACACACCCCUAGCUGUAUUUGUUAUUGCCAGGCUGUGUCUUGGUUAUCACACACUUUCAUGGCAAAAACACACACACCCAAUAGCUGAAAUCAGGGAGCACGUCAAGUCAGUCAGAGGUUCUCUCUGUAAAUGGGAGGGAAUCAGCAUCUUCUGAAGCAUUAGCACAGUAAAACAGAGGGUGGAGAUGGUGAGACUCGCCUCAGGAGACGAGGACAUCCAGUGAAGAGAGGGUGGAAGAAGGUUGCGAGGCCAAGUCUGUGUCCGAACAUAAUCCACCAUGGCGUCAGCAAAUGUGACGCUGGAAAAUCAGUUGCACAGUGCACAGAAAAACCUGCUCUUCCUCCAGCAGGACCACGCCAACACACUGAAGGGGCUGCACUCAGAGAUCCGCAGAUUACAGCAGCAAUGCACAGAUCUAACAUAUGAACUCACUAUUAGAAGCUCCGAUCCCUCAGACAACAGUGAGGCCCGAUGCAGGGAGCUGCAGAGGAGGUGUGAGGAGCUGGAGGCCCAGUUGAAGAAGAAGGAGGAGGAGAACACAGAGCUUCUCAGGGACCUGGAGCAAAAGAACGCCAUGAUUUCCGUCUUGGAAAACACUAUCAAAGAGAGGGAGAAGAAGUACCUGGAGGAGCUUAAGAUGAAGAGCCAUAAAUUGGCUGUUUUGUCUGGGGAGCUAGAGCAGAGAGCCAGUACCAUUGCUUACCUUACCUCACAACUACAUGCCACUAAGAAAAAGCUGCUGGCUGGCAGUUCUUCUGAGGGCAGCCCCAACGUCAGUCCAGUCACCUCAUACAAGCCCACGCCUCCACCGGCCAAGGACAGGCAGCCUGAAACACCACGUCGCCGCAUGAAGAAGAGCCUCUCCCAGCCUCUACAUCCAGAGUUGACAGAGGUGUAUCGCCUUGGCCCAGACGGUAGGCGGCUGGUUCUACGGGAGACGGUCGAUGCCAUGCCCGACCCGACACCUUUCCUCCAGGCAGGUAGAGAGUCUCCUGAACCACAGGUAGUUCGUGAACGGCCUUCUGUCAUCCCUCCCAUCGCCUCUGAGCGCUCCCCCGUCCCUCCGCUGGGUGCUACGGCAAGUCCGCGUCACAGCCCUGCGCGGGACCGUCAGUACAGGGCUCAUGUGGGCGUGGCGCACCGCAUUCCACAUGGCACUCCUCCCCUGGCUCCGCCACAGGCGGAUGUGGAGACUCUGGCAGUGGACCAGGUCAACGAGGAGAAGGUUGUGCGGAAACGCUCGGGAGCCGACAGGACAGUUUAACACUGCAAUGCAAACCUGCACCUUAAAUGCACAUCUACUGUAUACACACCACACUGCAAGUACAGGAAGCAGCCUGAACCACUUUGUAGCCUGCUUUUUACGCAACACUGCAAUAUAAAAAAAAAAAAACUACUAAGGUAAAUUUUAAUUUGGUAGGACUUGUUUUUCUUCAUAUACAGUAGAAAUGGACUACUGUAAAGCAUGCCAAAUGUUUCUUAUUUACUGUAUAACCCAGUGAGUCCUUGUAUUGUACACACCUUAACUUUUUGCUUAGACUUUCACUCCAUUCUGUCUCACAUGGUGCACACAACAAAUUCUUAGCCAAAUAUCUGCAUCAGUGCCUGCUGAACCGGUUUCACCAUACACAAGCUGCGUAAUGUAGUUAUGGCUAAUAGUUAUCUUUACAUAUCUCCGUCUGCUUCAUCUUCUCUGGACAUAUCAACAAACUGUAUAACAAGCUGUGUGCAGCUGCUUAGGAUAGAGCUGAAAUAAUUAAACUAUUACUCCUUGAAUGUCUUUCAUCUGCCUGUGAUAUCAGUAUAGUAACAGUCUUGUAGGUUUGAGCUGCAUAAUAUGCAAUUGGAUGAUUGCCGGUUGUGGAGGUGAAAAUUGGAAUCUCACCUUUUCCUUUGCUGACAGGGAGAAACAGCAAUAGGUGUGUGAGAGAGAGGAUGAGCGUGUGUGUUUCUGAGAGAUAGUGAUAGCCACUGUGAGAAUUAAAUUUUGGUUUUGCGUUAUUCAUUGAUGUUAUUUGUCAUAUGAGGGCAUUUUUGAAAACACUGCUGUACUAGGAUUUUUGUGAUAUUAUUAACAGUACUUUAUAAAAGCUGUACAUUUGUAAUGAAUUCUUUUUAUUUAUUUAUUAUUGAUUAUAGAACACAAUAGAAAAUACAACAACACCUCAGAUAUUCACUAUAGUUACACCACCAAUGUGAUGGAAAUUAAAAUCACUUAAACCUGCUUUUGUCCUUGAACUAUACAGAACAGUACAAUAAACAAUAAAUGAUUUUUUUUAAA